Molecule: messenger RNA, 1458 nt
Organism: Toxorhynchites rutilus septentrionalis
Lineage: Eukaryota; Metazoa; Arthropoda; Insecta; Diptera; Culicidae
Product: ceramide-1-phosphate transfer protein
Exons: 3
Coding region: 587-1216 (209 amino acids)
Biological process (GO): intermembrane lipid transfer; ceramide transport
Cellular component (GO): cytosol; cytoplasm; membrane
Molecular function (GO): ceramide 1-phosphate binding; ceramide 1-phosphate transfer activity
Source: RefSeq, a predicted model, not a curated record
UCAGAAAAGAGCAUGAAUUCACGCUCAACAUAUUAAUAGGGCCUAUAUAUUUUGAUCGUUUUGAUUGAUUCUCUUUGUUGACUUUCUCUUUGAAUAUAGAUGGAUUUCGCGGCAUUUUUGCAGAUAGCUUGAUAAACAAUAUUUCCUUUUAGAAUCUAGAUAGGCGAACACAUCAGGAAAUGCUUAAGUAUGUAAGCAUACUUAAGCAUUAACAUACUUUAUACGAUUCCGUAUAAAGAAUUUAAUUUCUAUCGGAUGUAUUACUUCUUCAGGAGUUUUUUGUUCGUUUCAUCGCCGAUUUUAUUUCUGUAAGAAAAACUGGCGAAUAAAGGGAAAGCCAGUUAACAAAAUUUACUAAAUAGCUACAAAUUUCGAAGUAUGAUAAAAUAUGAUACAAAAAUAGUUGACACACCUGUGGUAAAUGUCAAACACUUUGGCACCUCAUAUCAGAUACCAAAUAUUAUUGUUGAAUCAGCUGACGGUUUACAUUAACGAUAGACAGCAGAUUUGUCGCAGUAAAUUAAUAUCUUAAUUGAAAAACAUUGGCUUUUGGCUCAAACUAGACUGAGCUAGUGUUCAUACCGAUAUGUCUCAGGAAAAGUUUAAUUUGCAAAAGGUUCAUCAAUGCUUCGAGCAGAGUUUGUGUGGCGAGGAUGAUGUUGCAAUCGAUGCUUAUUUGGAGGCAUUCAAGGAACUUUAUAAAUUUUUCUCCCUCAUGGGGACGAUUUUCGGAUUUGUUAGCAGUGAUGUCAAGGAGAAGGUAGAAAUUCUGGAAAAGCUUCGUCAGCAAAAGGAUAAUCCGGACAAAUUCGAAACCAUACAGGGGAUGAUGGAGUACGAGCAGGAAGCGAAUCUACUGACCAAGAAAGGCUACGUAUCGGGAAGUCGAACACUUUUACGGCUUCAUAGGGGUUUAGAUUUUAUCUAUGUUUUCCUGAAACGUAUGGGCGAGCUUGAUGCGCCGGACGCCAACACGAACGGUAUCUGUCAGUCUGCAUACAACGAAACGCUGGCUCAGUUUCACCCUUGGCUUAUACGGAAAGGAGCAAAUGUGGCAAUGUACGCACUGCCAGCACGGGACCAACUGCUAGAUAGAGUUUGCGUAGAUACCAGUGAAGCAAUCUCCCUACUUCCAUCGAUGUUGGUUGCUACCCGGAAGGUGUACGACCGGACACAGGAGCUGUACACGAAAUUCGAUCUGCAUGGAUUGCCAUAAUCAUUCGGGACUCUGUCAUUUAUAAUAAUUACUACAACUGGAUCAUCACCUGUCAUAGCCUAGCUUUAGAUGUUAAUUGUUUUAGCAAGCGCUUGUGAUAGACAAAAGUAUUUUAUUAAUUUGAGGCAAAGUAUUGUUAUUAUUUCAAACUAAUUGGAUAUCCAACUUCAAUGAUAAUAUUGAACAAUGUGUAUCUGUGUAAAAAUAUCAGCUGGAUAAAAACUGAAUAGCUAAUAACAUUA